UCGUUUGAGUUGACGACUGUACCACCAGACCGGCCCAGAUUGGUACACACAUCAUUCAAUAAUGAUGGCACCACCAUACACAAAUAAGAGGGGUACAGAUUGCAAAGGAUUUGGGGGUUAGCAUUCCAUGUAUGCCGAACACUUUCAGGCAUUUCACCCCCGUUUAGGAGUCAUUUGAGUUAUUUGUGAUGGUUGGAAGAUUUAAUGUUCUAUCUUCAAAUGGCGUUAUUUCUAAAGAAAAUGAACGAAAAGCUUCAACAGUAGAUAUCUGAAAUCAUUUGAUUAUUUUUCGACUGUUUAGGACCGAGCCCAGCAUUACAGAGCGUAAUUUACUGUGUGUAGGCAUCGUCCAUUUCCGCUGCGACCUUAAAAUUCGUUCAAAUGUUCAAUGCAACCUCCAGCAGCAGCGCUUACGCGACAACAUCGAAUUGUUUGACAGAGCAGCCAGGAGUGUCGUGUCUGUCGCAUUCGCAUCAUUGCUAGAGCGCCACCUAACCACGGAAAAGUGAACUGUCACGAUUACAUCGGUGCAUACGUUUAUUUAUUUUCUGUUCCUUUUUCUGUUGUUGCAAAACCCCGCCGCGAAUCGACGAAAGUGUGCGAUAAUUCUGCCGGGGCUCUGCAAAGUUAAAUUCGUAAUCUCACCGCACACGAGGCUGCUGCUGCGCUGCAUCUAGUAGGUGUUUGGUGUUUCGUUAGUGAUUCUACUGGUUGGCCCGCAAAAUCAUGGAAAAGGUGCGCUCAUAAUUGAUAAGGUUCAACUAGAGAGUUCAACAGCGGCUCGAAGAACGAGUUCCCCACGGUCAAUUGGUAAUUUGCCUCGCUGGUCGCAACCUCGCCACGAUGGUCGAAUCGUUCGGUCGUCUGCUGUUGAUGCGUUUGUUGCUCGGUUUCUUGGGCGGCCUGCUGACGGCCACGCUGAUCGUAGCGCUCAUGGCACGGCAAGGCAUUGCCCCGUUCGAGCCGGAACCGUCUUCACCGGUGCUGCCGCAAGCUCGCAUCAGCGUAGGCUGGGACGACUUCCCUCCGCUAAAGAAUGACAAUCUGCUGCGUGCGGCCCGGGGCGAACCGGUCGACCGUGUGCCGGUGUGGGUGAUGCGCCAAGCCGGUCGCUACCUGCCCGAGUUCCAGGAGGUGCGCGCGAAGCAUGACUUUUUCACCGUCUGCCGAACGCCGGAGCUGGCCUGCGAAGUGACGAUGCAGCCGUUGCGCCGGUUCGACCUGGACGCGUCGAUCAUCUUUUCCGACAUACUGGUCAUUCCGCAGGCGCUGGGUAUCACGGUGGAAAUGAAGCCGGGCGUCGGCCCCGUGCUGCCCGAACCGCUCGUCGGCCCGGCCGAUCUCGACCGGCUCAAUCAGACCGGCACGAUCGAGCGGCUAAAGUACGUCGGCGAGGCGAUAACGAUGAUGCGCCGCAUGCUCGAGGGCAAGGUGCCGCUGUUCGGCUUUACCGGCGCACCCUGGACCCUGAUGGGCUACAUGAUCGAGGGCGGAGGCAGCAAGACGAUGUCCAAGGCAAAGGGCUGGCUGGCGGACCAUCCGGAGGCAAGCCAGAAGCUGCUGGACAUUCUCACCGACCAGGUGGUGGACUAUCUCGUGAUGCAGGUGAAGGCCGGCGCCCAGAUGCUGCAGGUGUUCGAAUCCAGUGCGGACCACCUGAGCAAGGAGCAGUUUCUUUCCGUCUCGCUGCCCUGUCUGAAGCGCAUCCGGGUGGAUUUGCUCCGCAAGUUGGCCGACGAGGGCGUUCCAGCUGUGCCGAUGGUGCUGUUUGCUAAGGGCGCUAUGCACUCACUGGAGGAGAUGGCGCAAACCGGGUACGAGGUGCUCGGACUGGACUGGACGAUCGAUCCGGAGGAGGCACGCAAGCGGGUCGGCCCGAACGUGACGCUGCAGGGCAACCUGGACCCGCAAGACAUGUACAAACCGCCGGAAGAGCUGCGCGAGCUGGUGCUGACGAUGGUGCGCAAGUUUGGCAAACAUCGGUACAUCGCCAACCUGGGCCACGGCAUUACCCCGCAGACACCGAUCGAAAGCAUGUCCGUGCUGGUACAGGCAGUGCACGAUGCGUUGUGAUAGGUGCCCAAACCGUUAACGCCUCCUGUCCCCAAACAGUGUCCCUUUGCGACCCAGUUGCUGUGGCGUACCAUUUCGAAAAUGGUGCAUCGCGUAGAAACAAAACCAUUUUGUUUUGAUAAAUAUUUGCAUUUAAUUAGCUUCCAAA
Messenger RNA from Anopheles coluzzii, 2221 nucleotides. It is a transcript of the gene Urod, whose product is annotated as uroporphyrinogen decarboxylase. Gene Ontology annotation, cellular component: cytosol. NCBI's taxonomy places the organism in Eukaryota, Metazoa, Arthropoda, Insecta, Diptera, Culicidae. The transcript is spliced from 2 exons. Gene Ontology annotation, molecular function: uroporphyrinogen decarboxylase activity. The coding region runs from base 844 to 2073 and encodes 409 amino acids. The record is from RefSeq and is a predicted model, not a curated record. Gene Ontology annotation, biological process: heme biosynthetic process.